Messenger RNA from Mesocricetus auratus (golden hamster), 1821 nucleotides. RefSeq names its product claudin 11 (gene Cldn11). Gene Ontology annotation, biological process: cell adhesion; bicellular tight junction assembly. Gene Ontology annotation, molecular function: structural molecule activity. The transcript is spliced from 3 exons. The record is from RefSeq and is a predicted model, not a curated record. NCBI's taxonomy places the organism in Eukaryota, Metazoa, Chordata, Mammalia, Rodentia, Cricetidae. Gene Ontology annotation, cellular component: plasma membrane; bicellular tight junction. Bases 193 to 816 code for a protein of 207 amino acids.
GCUGCCCAGCAGCGCUGCUGUCCCCGCCGGCGCACCUGUCUUCGCAGCAGCUCUCGCAGCCUCUCCCGCUCCACCUCGAGUGUCCCGGAGCCAGCGGCUCCCGAGGACGGCAGAGGGCAAACCUAGGGCAGAUCCUGUCCUGGUCGGCUCAAGAGGCACAGUCCGUGAGGGGUGAACGUCGCUGGGGCCACCAUGGUAGCCACGUGCCUGCAGGUGGUGGGCUUUGUCACGAGCUUCGUGGGUUGGAUCGGCAUCAUCGUCACCACGUCUACCAAUGACUGGGUGGUGACCUGCAGCUACACCAUCCCAACCUGCCGAAAAAUGGACGAGUUGGGCUCCAAGGGGCUGUGGGCCGAUUGCGUCAUGGCCACUGGUCUCUACCACUGCAAGCCCCUGGUGGACAUCCUAAUCCUUCCUGGCUAUGUGCAAGCUUGUAGAGCCCUCAUGAUUGCUGCCUCAGUUCUGGGUCUGCCAGCCAUCUUGCUGCUGUUGACGGUUCUCCCCUGCAUCCGAAUGGGCCACGAGCCUGGAGUGGCCAAGUAUAGGCGAGCCCAGCUGGCGGGGGUGCUCCUCAUCUUGCUGGCUCUCUGCGCCAUUGUGGCCACCAUCUGGUUCCCUGUAUGUGCCCACCGCGAGAUCACCAUCGUGAGCUUUGGCUACUCGCUGUAUGCAGGCUGGAUCGGGGCUGUGAUGUGCCUGGUGGGUGGCUGUGUCAUCGUCUGCUGCUCCGGGGAUGCACAGUCCUUUGGAGAAAACCGUUUCUAUUACUCGUCUGGCUCCAGCUCACCGACGCAUGCCAAGAGCGCCCACGUAUAAGAGGGCUGCUCCGCUGCCCACCGAGGUGCUGUAGAUGCUGGGCCUGGGGCCCUGGGUUUGCUCGCCGCAGUGGGGGAGAAGCCCACUCUCUGCCAGGCACUGAAGCCAAAGGUCUAGAAAGCAUCCUGCCUGGUGGUUUGCAGUGUAACGCCCCAUCCAUCCCACCACUUCUUGGUUCUUAAAAGAAAUCUCUAGCUCAGAUAAUGCCCACAUAGUUUUCUCAUGGUGUUGCCCGCUGUUAGCUUUUUCCUUGGGCAUUCCAUUGUUGUUGAUUAAAAAAAUAUUUUGUUUCUCUCUUAAAUUCAAAUGUCUUGGGAACAUUGCUGACUUGGGUGUGGAUUGGGAGAGAAAUAAAAGACAGUGUUCAAACGGUUACCGAUGACAAUGGAAGCCUCAUAGAGACACCUCUCUGUUUUUUCUUCCCUCUUCCGCUUCAAGGUCACUUACACAUAAGAGAUAGAAAAUGAUAGACUUGGGAACACGAGUGGGAGGGACUUGGGAACUUUCCCUCUAUGGGAAUGCUUCCCUUUUAUAAGUUGUGGGGUUGGGACUCUUUCUUAGUUUGUGAUUUUACAUUUAUCUGUACAUACUUUUUCAAGAUUGAUCGUUUUUUAUAACCAUGGGUUUCCUGAAAUUCUCAAUUCACCAAUAUGAAGGAAAUGAACCAAACAGACUUUAAUAUGCAGUAAGUAACAGUUCGAAGAUUAUAACUUUAACUGACCCGUCCGCGAUUUCCAGGUUUGUAUGCUGCAGUUUUUAAUUCUACAGUUGUGUGUGCUUCAAAUUAACCCAUUUGAAAAGCGUUUCUCCCCCUUCCAUCUCUGUUCCCAUUCUGUUAGCAGUCUUGAGGCGAUGUUGUUUAACAUAGAUUUUACUGUUGAAUUUGGCUUCCUGGGUGUAAACACGAUGGUCUGUCAGUAUCCGAGACUCGGAACACUCCAAACAGGGUUGGUGCAUUUUGUUCAGGUAAAAUCCAUGCAAUAAAAUAACCAAGUGUCUCCCAAA